AUGGUCUCAGAGAAGGAACAGAAGACUGCAAAAGUCCCAGUGUGGGAUUUGCCUGAUGUCCCAAAGGGAACCUUGCCCUCGCACCUCCAACUUCAGAGGACUCGUGUUCACUGUAAUUUCGAUGCGCCUGCCCAUACGGAGAGUAUUGCAUACUCGGGUGCCUAUACCGCAUUGGGAGUGGAUAACAGUUUGAGACUGGAGGAAUUUCGCAAUAAAUUCAGGGUGGAAGUAGUUAGACUCACAGAAGAUGACUUGGAAUUUGAUAUGAUUGGGAUUGAUGCUGCUCUUGCCAAUGCUUUUCGAAGAAUUCUCAUAGCUGAGCUUCCGACUAUGGCUAUUGAAAAUGUUCUCGUUGCAAAUAACACCUCUGUGAUUCAAGAUGAGGUGCUUGCCCAUAGACUGGGUCUUAUUCCACUUAAAGUCGAUCCAAGGCUCUUCAAUUAUAAGUCAGAAACUGAUGAACCGAAUGAGAAGAAUACUAUUGUAUUUAAACUUCAUGUACGUUGUGAAAAGAAGAGCCCACGUAUUAAAGUGACGACUAAUGACCUGGAGUGGCUACCAAAUGGCAGUGAGUUCGUAUUAAGUACACAGAAUCCGACUCCAGAUUCAAAUACAAAGACACAAACCUAUACAUCCUUCAAUUGUAGCCAGGCGUCUUUUCCAGAAUUUGUGAACAACCCAAUUGGCCCCAAAGAUAAAGAUAUACUUAUAGCUAAGCUUGGACCUGGACAGGAAAUUGAGCUGGAAGCACAUGCUGUGAAAGGAAUGGGCAAGACUCAUGCGAAGUGGUCACCUGUUGCCACUGCUUGGUAUAGGAUGCUUCCUGAGGUUGUCCUAUUGCAAGAAAUUGAAGAUGAAAUGGCUGAAGAACUCGUGAGGAAAUGUCCUAUUGGAGUUUUUGAUAUUGAAGAUGUCGGCAAUAGUAAGAUAAAUGAAAAAGAUAGACUUGGUUAUCAUCUACCCUUGAAAAAUCUCUUUUCCAUUGCUUAA
This is a messenger RNA of Striga hermonthica, 990 nucleotides long. NCBI's taxonomy places the organism in Eukaryota, Viridiplantae, Streptophyta, Magnoliopsida, Lamiales, Orobanchaceae. The record is from the annotation of a GenBank genome assembly.